CAGACCCCGCCCCCACUCGAAUGAUUCGGCCUCAGCUUUUCGCUCCUUCCCUCCCCCCUCCCUCUCCGGCGGGCGGGAUUGGUUCCGGGUCGAGAAAGGCGCAGAGGAGGAAGUGCCAGGAGCUGCCCUUUUAAUAAUGGCUCGUAUUACUCUGGAAGAACUCAAUGAAAUGAGUGAUGAGGUCCUUGAUGAAGAAGAUGAGCCAAUGGAUGGGGAGGAACAGAACAGGCUGUUUUCCCAUUGGGAGACGGUAGCUAGCACUCACCAAGUGUCACUUCCUCAAGAGAUGGCAGGUCCAAUCGUGCAAAUGACACGCAAUAACCAGGCGCGUGAGCCUGUGCCCUAUGCAACUUUAUCACAGCAUGAGAAGUGUGAGGAGUUAGCAUAUGAGGAACGGUUGUACCCAGCUGGGAAAUGGGCAUGCAUCACCAAACAAGAACCCAAGUAUGAGCAGACCAUCUCUAUGGGUUUCAUGAAAUUAAUACGCUACAUCUGCAAGGAGAACUCCCUAGGCCGCCACUUGGGGAUGACCGUUCCAGUGAUCAAUGAAAUCCAACUGAAUAAGGAAGGCACAGAAUUGCUCCAAGAAGUUACUACAGCUUAUUACCUCCCUGAGGAAUUUCAACACAGCCCCCCUCUUCCCCUUGACCCAGAAAUCCAAAUUCAAGAGAGAGCACCAUUUCACGUUAUCACCAGGGUGUUUUAUGGGACGACUACGGAAGAAACAAUCCUACGGGAGAUCCGCCUUCUCUGGGAGUUGCUGGGCUCUACAGAUAACGUGCUCCGGGAAACCUACGUGGUGGCUGCAUACCAGAAUCCCGCUGUCCCUAAUCGUCGUAAUGAGAUCUGGUUUAUCCGGCGAGCAGAUUGAAAGUGCAGUGAAUUCCUGACAAGAUUACAAUCCACCCUGUGACUGGAUCCCGGUUUAGAUGGCAGUUCUAGUCCGAAGGAGAUGAAUGCACAUCCCGACUCACUAUAGAAUAGAUGAGCCGCUCCUUUACCCCUGGGUGAACCAAGGAGUUAUGUUCCUCCCUAGGAGCUCACAGCCAGGGGAAGACUAAUGCACCCAGAUCUCUCCCAUGGAAGGGUUCCACCCCACUCCUGUAGGGGUGGUAUGGCAUUAUGGUGGCAAAGGUGGAGAGGAUAUUGGAUAGAUGAAGUGCCAGCUUCCAUGGUCCCCAACAGAGUCUGUGUUACAGUGGAAGAGUGCCCUGAGCAGUGGCUGAGCAAUCCGCAUGGCACAUUUCAAGGAUUAGGUGUUGAUUUUGAAAUGAAAGGAGAGUACAGGUCCAAACACCACUGCCCAUAGCUGUGUCUGUAAUGGACAGAUAGGAAUGGAUGAGGCACAGGCCAGGACCUACAUUACUUAUAGAAAGAAAAUUACACUUCUGAUGCAAACAGCAUCACUUUUAGUCAUGUAUAUGGAAGGUGACUAGUCACCUUAUUCUCCAACAACAAUGAAGCUCCAUUCCUGCAUCUUGGGAUGGAAUAGCUUUAGACAUUCUUGGCUGGAAUAAUUUGAGAACAUGUCCAGGAAAUCCCUGCCAAAGCCUAUGGCCAGAGGAAGACCCGAGAAGUGCAGUUCAGGGAGACUCUUCUCUUUGGCAUAAGAUCCUGUUGGCUUUUUCUUUUGCCCUGUGGGUACUCUAAGGGUACUCCUGCCUAUCAGCCAGCUGGAGCUUUUGCCCACUUCCUCUCGACCAGGUGGGCCCAAGGGCUUGGUGCAAGUUAAACAGGCCAUAUAUCUGUAAGUUGUCAUUGGCAGCAUUUUUGUUGCUGUGUGUUGUGUUGUGCAUUGAUUGGUUGGUUUCACACUCAUGAAUGCUGCUGUCCUCUGCCAAGCGAGGAUGGUGGAACAAAGCAAACCUGAAAUAAAAUCUAGCUCAAACCUCA
Messenger RNA from Anolis sagrei ordinatus, 1893 nucleotides. Its product is annotated as heme-binding protein 1-like. The record is from RefSeq and is a predicted model, not a curated record. Gene Ontology annotation, molecular function: heme binding. Lineage: Eukaryota; Metazoa; Chordata; Lepidosauria; Squamata; Anolidae.